AUGACGAAAGGAUUACCUGUGAUCGAUACCACCAAAGACCUCUCGGCUCUUUUCAUCAAGCAAGUUGCAGUCAGUCCCGAUGCCGUAGCCCUGGAGGAUGGCGACGCUACAUACACUUAUGCCCGGCUGGAUGCCGAGGUAGACGCGCUCGCUGGGCGUCUGCGCGGCUACGGCGUUGGUCGCAACGUGCAGGCCGGGGUACUCCUUCCGCGAUGCGCCCAUUAUGUGAUUGCCUGUCUGGCCAUUCUGCGCGCAGGUGGUGCCUUCCUUGCCCUCGAGUUGGCUUACCCUCCAGACCUUCUCUCCGACGUGAUCGAAGAUGCAAAACCGGCGGUUGUGAUAACGCACUCUACCGAACGAUCCAAGGUUGUUAAACAGGUAUCCGUGAUAUGUCUCGAUCAGCAGCAGCUUUCUACCGAGCUGAACGGCAACGCCAAAGACUCUGGUCCUUUGCCGGCGGAUGACGACUUGGAUCGACUGGCUUUUGUGUCAUACUCAUCAGGAACAACGGGUAAACCCAAGGGAAUCGCAAACCCACAUCGAGCUCCUGUGCUAUCAUAUAACCUGCGGUUCCUCGUACAAGAUGUCAAGCCAGGCGACCGUGUGGCCUGCAAUGUGUUCUUCAUUUGGGAGAUUAUACGCCCAUUGCUACGAGGAGCCACUGUCGUCGUGGUGCCGGACGAAGUCAGCUACGAUCCUGCUGCCCUAGUCGAUUUACUUGCCGCCAAGCGUGUUACGGAGACUCUAAUGACGCCCACUCUUCUUGCGACCGUGCUUGCUUCUAACCCAGAUAUCAAAUCUCGCCUGCCAGAACUGCGUACUCUCUGGUUCAAUGGUGAAGUCGUCACCACAGAUCUCGCUGGACGGUCAAUGAAAGCGCUUCCUCACACACGCCUACUCAACUGCUACAGCGCAUGUGAGACUCACGAGAUUGCUUGUGGCGAUAUUCGCGAAAUGUACGACAAGGAUUCUCUUUACUGUCCUGUAGGACCACCUAUGGACCCCGAGCACACCUAUAUUCUGGAUGAACAAGGUAAAAGAAUUACCACUAACGAAGUCGGAGAGCUCUUCAUUGGCGGAUCCAUGUUGGCUUGGGGAUAUAUCAACCGUCCUGAAACAACGGCAGAAGCCUUCUCCCCUAACCCUUACGACACGACACCAGGUGCUCGCAUGUACAAGACGGGCGACCGAGCGCGUAUUUUACCGUCUGGCGUACUCGAAAUCAGCGGUCGAGUUGGCACAAUGAUUAAGUUGCGCGGCUAUUCGGUUGUACCAGGUAAGGUUGAGAGUGAGAUCUUGAAGCACUUCGCUGCUUGCAAUUGCAGCGUCGUUGCUCAUGGCGAGGGAUUGGAGCGACAAUUGGUUGCGUAUGUGGUCCGCGACCGCGAAGCCUCACAGGAUCGCCCGCCUAUCGCCAUCGAUGAAUUAGGACGGAGUCCGGAAGCACGUCGUGCACUCGCCCCCUAUCUUGCACAUUAUAUGAUUCCAACACUCUGGGUUGAGAUGGAUGCUUUGCCCACCAACGAAGUCUCCGGUAAAGUAGACGUUAAGAGUCUUCCACCGCCGCCAAAUCCUGCUCAAGUCAAUGGUAACCAUAAACGAGAAAUCUCGGAUUCGGUCAGCUUCAAAGAUGUUGCUGCGUUUUGGGCUACGAUUCUCAAGGUACCACAGAGCAGUCUUAAACCAGAGGACAACUUCUUCGAUUUAGGCGGACAGUCUUUGAUGCUCGCGGACUUGUCCUCAAGACUCUCCAAGAAUUACGGGUUUCGAGUACCCAUUGCACGAUUGGCUGAAGUCCCCACUUUAGCUGGUCAUCUCACAGCAGUUCGCGCAGCAAGAGACGGGCACAGUGCGGCGAUCCAGGCAGAGCUUCCUUCCAUCCUACGAAAAGACUCCACGUUAGAAGACGACAUUAGGCCUCACAACGUCAAUCUAUGUCCCAUUGAUAAGGCAGAUACCGUGCUCCUGACGGGAGUAACUGGAUUUCUUGGCGCUUUUCUUCUCAAUGAUCUGAUUGAGAGCACGAAUGCACAAAUCAUCUGUCUGGUGCGUUUCGGCGAACCGACCCUUGAGGGCCAACCGGAAGCUGUUGCCAGAAUACGUAAGAACCUUUUGGACCUAGGGUUGUGGCGCGACUCGAUCAUGGAAAGAGUAGAAAUACUUCCUGGAAAUUUAUCUUUGGAUUGUUUCGGUCUUUCCCACGAAGAAUUCGACGAUCUGGCUUCUCGUGUGCAGGUGAUCGUCCAUGCGGCAGCUACUGUGAACUUAGUAUAUCCAUACGCUGCUCUACAAAAAGCCAACGUUGAAGGGACAAGAGAGAUAAUUCGUCUCGCAUGCAAAAGUGGCGCUACCUUGCAAUAUGUAUCUACGAACGGAGUGUUGCCCCCAUCGGGCAAAGAAGGCUGGUCGGAAGAUACUAUCUUGCCUGUCGAAGAGGUGCCUGAAAAACUUCCAGAUGGUUACGGACAAACAAAGUGGGUAGCUGAACAACUUGUUUUGGAAGCUGGCCGUCGUGGAUUACCGGUGAAAAUCCAUCGAGCGGGAACUAUUAGUGGACACAGCACCACAGGGGCCUCCAAUGCCUGGGAUUUACUGUCUGCAAUAAUUGUGGAGUCAAUUAGACUGGGGUAUGCACCAGACGUGGAUGGUUGGCGAGCUGAAAUGACUCCUGUGGACUUUGUCAGCAAGUCGAUCAUACAUCUUGCCACUCAGAUAGCUCCUCAACAGACUAUAUUUCACUUGGGAGAUCCCGAUCCCAUUACCAUAAGAUCGGUUUUUGAGCAACUCGAGCAAUUGGGCUAUCCAACAAAACCAGUGGGAUGGGAUGAAUGGAUCAAACUGUGGAAUGAGAGGCGGGGUAUUGGAAAAGGUGGGGACGGCGCCUUUACUGUGGAUAUCCUUCGAAGUGGCAUGCCGACCGUCGAUUUUCUAAACGGGAUUGUAGUCUUGAAUAAUAGCAAAACAAGACCCUUCCGAAUUGCAGUCGAGAGACCCAAGGUUGAUACUGCGUUGCUCAGUACCUAUACUCGUCAUUGGUUUGCUAGAGGCUGGUUACCACGAGCUCCCCGAAAAGGUGUCGCUAUGACUAGAAAGUCCGCCAAUAGUUCGCCAUUGUACGGCCGCGUUGCAGUGAUCACUGGCGCAUCAUCUGGCAUUGGAGCUGCUGUUGCUACAGCAUUGGUUGAGCGAGGUUGCCAUGUCGCACUUGGUGCGAGACGUCUGGAAGCUUUGGAGGCUGUGCAGCGCAAAUUCGGUACGUCUGAGGCCAAGAGUAUCAUACGGCCGACGGAUGUAACGGAAAAGAAGCAGGUUGAAGAGCUCGUUCGCGCGGCGACCGACGAGCUUGGACCAGUUGAUAUCCUUGUUUCCUGCGCGGGUGUUAUGUACUUCACCAUGAUGGCGAAUGUGCAGACCGAGGAGUGGGAACGUACCGUUGAUGUGAAUUGCAAGGGUCUAUUGCAUUGUCUAUCAAGUACUGUGCCGGGAAUGCUAUCCCGUGGCAGCGGCCAUAUCAUCGCUAUCUCAUCGGACGCAGGGCGAAAAGUGUUCCCCGGUCUGGGCGUAUACUCUGCCAGCAAAUUCUUCGUUGAGGCAACUUUACAAUCAUUACGCCUUGAAACUGCUGGUAAAGGACUACGCGUUACCAGUGUGCAGCCAGGAAACACUGCCACCGACCUACUCAACAUGUCCACAGACGCCGAAGCUAUCAAAAAGUACGGCGAGCCAACCGGAGCACAGAUUCUGGACCCUGCUGAUGUUGCAAACUCGAUUGUUUAUGCGCUGUCGCAACCAGCACAUGUUGCUGUUAAUGAGGUGUUGAUUGAACCUAGAGAUGAACCUAUUUAG
Molecule: messenger RNA, 3846 nt
Organism: Talaromyces stipitatus ATCC 10500
Lineage: Eukaryota; Fungi; Ascomycota; Eurotiomycetes; Eurotiales; Trichocomaceae
Product: NRPS-like enzyme, putative
Exons: 1
Coding region: 1-3846 (1281 amino acids)
Source: RefSeq, a predicted model, not a curated record